Messenger RNA from Fusarium venenatum, 495 nucleotides. RefSeq names its product LITAF-like zinc ribbon domain-containing protein. The record is from RefSeq and is a predicted model, not a curated record. NCBI's taxonomy places the organism in Eukaryota, Fungi, Ascomycota, Sordariomycetes, Hypocreales, Nectriaceae. Gene Ontology annotation, molecular function: zinc ion binding.
AUGGAGAAACCUACUGUUACUCAGAAUAACUACAACCAACCUGAGCAUACUCAACACCAACCUGAACAGCAACAGCAGCAGCAACAACCGCCGCAGUACGAUAAUCGCGACUAUAGUUCUCCUCUCGCUCAACCACCACUUACAAACCAACCUACCAGUCCACCAGCGACACACCAGCCACAAGGUCAAGAUGGAGGCUUUCCACCAGCGCAGCAGCAGAAUUACCAGAGCAUGCCCAUCCAGAACCUACAGAGUCAGAGUGCACCAGUAGUCUGUCCUAGCUGUGGCGUGAGAGCCAUGACUGUUACAAAGGCCGAGUCUGGAGGAAUGAUGCAUGCUGUCGCUGCGGGUGUAUGCUUUUUUACUUGUUUGGGUUGUAUUCCCUAUUGUAUCUCUUCGCUAAAGGAUGUUCAUCAUCAGUGCGGAAACUGUAACAUGCCGCUUGCUGAUUACCACCGAAGUGGUAGAACUGAAGUGCGCUGCUUUCAGAAGUAA